Molecule: messenger RNA, 1815 nt
Organism: Dryobates pubescens (Downy woodpecker)
Lineage: Eukaryota; Metazoa; Chordata; Aves; Piciformes; Picidae
Gene: GRK1
Product: G protein-coupled receptor kinase 1
Exons: 8
Coding region: 7-1815 (602 amino acids)
Biological process (GO): regulation of opsin-mediated signaling pathway; visual perception; protein phosphorylation
Cellular component (GO): cytoplasm
Molecular function (GO): ATP binding; rhodopsin kinase activity
Source: RefSeq, a predicted model, not a curated record
CCAGCCAUGGACAUCGGCGGCCUGGAGACGGUGGUGGCCAACUCCGCCUACGUCUCUGCCCGCGGCGGCACCGCCCCGGCCCGCGACCGCCGCCACCGCCUCCGCCUGCCCCACAUCAGCCAGUGCCAGGCCCUCCGUGCCCGUCUGGCGCAGGAUGGCGCCCCGGGGGGGCCCCAAAGCGGGGCCACUCAGAACAGCAUUGGCCCUCCCCAAGACGGCCACCAGGGCGCUCAAAAUGGCGGCCUGGCCAUCCAAAAUGGCGGCCCAGCCGCUCAAAACGGUGGCCAAGGCAGGGAGGAGGACCUCUCCUUCUGCUGGCAGUGCGUGGAGCAGCCAAUCGGCAAGCAGCUCUUCCAGCGGUUCCUGCGAGGGGCUCCGGGACUGGCCGCCGCUGGGGCCCUGUGGCAGGAGCUGGAAGCCUAUGAGAGGUGCGAGGAGGGGGAGAGGAGCGCAGCGGCAGCGGCCAUCAGGGGGCGCUUCUUCAGCCCCAGUGGGGAGCAGCACUGCCCCUUCCUCAGCCAGGCUGCCACGGCGCCCCCCAGUGGCCCCGUGGAGAACUUCAGCCAAGCUCGCCGCGAGGUCUUGGCCCACCUGGAAGCAGUGGCCUGGGGGCCAUACCGAGCGUCUCCCGAGUUCAGUCGCUUUGUCCAGUUCAAGUGGUUGGAGAGCCAGGCCGUGGGGGGCGACGCCUUCGUGGACUUCCGCGUCCUGGGCAAGGGAGGCUUCGGCGAGGUCUGCGCCUGCCAGCGCCGCGCCACCGGCAAGAUGUACGCCAACAAGCGCCUCAACAAGAAGCGCCUCAAGAAGCGCAAGGGCUACGAGGCGGCGCUGGUGGAGAAGCGAAUCCUGGCACGGGUCCACAGCCGCUUCAUUGUCUCCUUGGCCUGCGCCUUCCAGACCAAGAGUGACCUCUGUCUGGUCAUGACCCUCAUGAAUGGGGGGGACCUGCGGUACCACAUCUACAACGUGGAUGAGGCCAACCCAGGUUUCCUGGAGCCCAGAGCUGUCUUCUACACGGCCCAGAUCCUGCUGGGCCUAGAGCACCUCCACCAGCACAGAAUUGUCUACAGGGACCUCAAGCCAGAGAAUGUCCUCCUGGAUGAUGCUGGCCACGUCCGUCUGUCUGACAUGGGCCUGGCUGUGGAGCUCAAGGAUGGAGAGAACAAAACCAGAGGCUAUGCAGGGACCCCAGGGUUCAUGGCUCCUGAGGUGCUGCGGGACGAGGAAUACGAUUGGUCAGUUGACUACUUCACCUUGGGGGUGACCCUCUACGAGAUGCUGGAGGCCAAAGGUCCCUUCCGUCGUCGUGGGGAGAAGGUGGAGAACAAGGAGGUGACCAGGCGCAUUCUCCACGACCCUGUCACCUACUCGGAGAAGUUCAGUGCCGCGGCCAAGGCCAUCUGCGAAGGUCUCCUGGCCAAGGACGCUGGAGCUCGCUUGGGCUUCAGGGGCAAUGACUGCGCCCAGCUGAAGGCCCAACCCAUCUUCUCCAGCGUCAACUGGGGUCGCCUGGAGGCAGGUUUGGUGCCUCCCCCGUUCGUCCCCGACCCUCGCCGGGUCUACGCCAAGGACCUGGGGGACGUUGGGGCCUUCUCCACCGUCCGGGGGGUGGAGCUGGACGCAGCUGAUGCCUCCUUCUUCGACGACUUCUCUUCAGGCACCGUCGCCCUCCCCUGGCAGGAGGAGCUGCUGGAGACCGGAGUCUUUGAGGAGCUCAACGUUUGGGGGCCCCCGGGGACCUUGCCCCCCGAUUUAGACCCCAACAAAGCAGCGGUGGCCGGGGGGGUCAAGUCUGGGACGUGCUGCUUGAUUUGA